Tetrahymena thermophila SB210 is the source of this 1543-nucleotide messenger RNA. RefSeq names its product tetratricopeptide repeat protein. The transcript has a single exon. The record is from RefSeq and is a predicted model, not a curated record. NCBI's taxonomy places the organism in Eukaryota, Ciliophora, Oligohymenophorea, Hymenostomatida, Tetrahymenidae. Gene Ontology annotation, molecular function: protein binding; protein N-acetylglucosaminyltransferase activity. Gene Ontology annotation, biological process: protein O-linked glycosylation.
UUCUCAAACAUCAAACAAACAAAAUCCUUUAUUAAAAGAUAUAAAAUUUUAUUAAGGAAAUAAAUCAUACGAAAAAUAAAAAAAUAAAAAGUUAAAAAAUGAAAAGACUACAGAUUUUAAAAUAUUUCACUUAAAAUUAAAAAAUAGACAUUUAAAGUUAAUUAAUAAAUUGUUUAUCAUUUUAAAUUACCAAAAAUCUACUCACGAAUUAAUAAUCUACUACAAAUUAAUUUUUGAAAAACUUUAAAAUAAAACAAAAUUUAUAUGGUUAAACAAUAAACUUUUAUUUCUCAAGCUAAUAAUCUGGUUAGCAAGAAUUUUAAAAUCUUUUAAGCUAAGGAUAGUCCUAUUAAAAAUAAGGAAUGAUGAAAGAAGCUAGCUUAUGUUAUUAGCAGGCUCUAUAGAUUGAUCCAUUAGAACAGGAUUUACUUUAUAACUUGGGAACUAUCUUUAACACCAAUGGAGAUGUUGAGAAUGCAAAAAAGUGCUAUGAAAAAGUUUUGUAAAUAAAUCCUUUGUCGUAUUAAGCACAUAAUGAUUUAGGAAAAAUUUGCUAAAAUAAAAAAAAUAUAGAGGAUGCUAAAUUACAUUAUGAAAAGGCUUUGAAAAUUAAUCCUCAAUAUUGUAUGGCGAUAGUUAAUCUAGGAACUGUGUACUAUGGAUAAGGGAUGAUAGAAGAUGCUUAAUAAUAAUAUGAGAAGGCUUUAUAAUUAGAUAAUAAAUUUUAUUAAGCUCAUUUCAAUUUAGCUUUAUUAUAUGAUGACAAAGGAAUGAUUGAAGAAGCUAAACAGUACUAUGAGUAAACACUGUAAGCUAACUAGGAAUAUUAUCCUGCUUUGUAUAAUUUAGGCUUGAUUUAUUAAAACGAGGGUCACUAUCAAGAAGCUAGAAGAUGUUAUCUGAUUACUUUAGAUAUAAAUCCUUAAUUUUAUUAAGCCUACAUUAGUCUUGGAUGCAUUUAUUUUUCUUUAGGAAUGCUUGAAGAUGCUUAAAACUACUGUGAAAAAGCACUUCAAAUCAAUAACAAAAGUUUAGAUGCCCAUCUAAAUUUAGCGUUUAUAUAUGACUCAAAAGAUAUGAUAGAAGAAGCAAGGUAAAGCUAUGAAUAAGUAUUGUAAAUUAACCCUAAGUUAUAUCAGGCACAAAAUAAUUUAGGAUUAAUAUAUCGCAAGAAGGAAAUGCUUGAAGAGGCAAAGGUCUGCUAUGAAAAAUCGAUAUAAAUAAAUGAUUAAUAUUAUUAGGCUUACUAUAAUUUAUCAUCGAUAUAUUAUGAUUAAGGUAACAUCUAAGAAGCUAAAUAGUGCCUUGAAAAGGCAAUCAAAAUAAAUCCAUUAUACGAUUAAGCUCAUUACAAUUUAGGUUUAAUAUAUUACAACUAAGGUGAGCUUGAAGAGGCAAAACGAUGCUUUAUGAAGGUUGUUCUAAUUAACCCUCAAGAUUUUUAAGUACACGAUGUACUCAGAGAAAUUAAUAACUAUUUAAAAAAAGAAUGAAAUAAAUAUAAGCUUCCUUUUUCCCUUUAGUUAAGUUCAUAUUUAUAUCU